This is a messenger RNA of Fusarium vanettenii 77-13-4, 705 nucleotides long. RefSeq lists its product as uncharacterized. The annotation marks the transcript as partial. The record is from RefSeq and is a predicted model, not a curated record. NCBI's taxonomy places the organism in Eukaryota, Fungi, Ascomycota, Sordariomycetes, Hypocreales, Nectriaceae. The transcript has a single exon.
GCCAUCCUGGCUCUCCCCAACCUCGUCUCGGCUCACUACUUCUUCCCCCAUCUCUACGUCAACGAUGUCAAGUCGGCCGAGUACGAGUACGUCCGCCGCUCGACUCAGGGUUUCCAGCCUCACUUUGGCUUCGAUAUCCUCUCUAGCAACGAGAUGAGGUGCAACACUGGCGCCCAGGCCAACGCUGGUUCUACCAAGGUUGCCGAGGUCAGCGCCGGUGACACCAUUGGCUUUGGCACCAACUUGGACGGCAACAUCCAGCACCCUGGUGCCAUCCAGGUUUACAUGUCCCGAGCCACCAACGACGACGUCAAGUCCUACGAUGGCUCUGGAGAUUGGUUCAAGGUCUAUGAGCUUGGUGCCAACUUCCCCAUGCAGGCUUCCGGCGAGAACUGGCUCAUCUGGAACAAGAACCGCGUCGACUUCACCAUCCCCGCUGAGGUCCCCAGCGGCGAGUACCUUGUCCGCAUUGAGCAUCUUGCUCUUCACCGACCCAGUGGAACCGAGUUCUACUUCAACUGCGCCCACAUCAAGGUCACCAACUCUGGCAGCGGCCAGGAGCCUACCGAUGUCGUCAAGAUCCCUGGUGUCUACGACAGCAACACUGAGGGUCUGUCUCCCAACUACAGCAUCUACAACGGUGCCACUUCUUACCCCAUGCCUGGACCUGCUAUCUUUGGUGGUUCCGGUGCUUCCUCUAGCUCU